UGUCAAAAGUCAAAAGAAGAAAUAGAAUUUCUUUUCCCGACGUUGAUAGUGUUUGUGCAAGUGUUAUCAACAACGAAAAAUAUAAUUCUGAAAUUUUCAGAAUGGGUUUUCAAAAUAUUUGGUACUCUCACCCUCGUAAAUAUGGUCAAGGAUCCAGGUCGUGCCGAUCAUGUUCAAAUAGGCAUGGAUUAAUUCGCAAAUAUGGAUUAAACAUUUGCCGUCAAUGUUUUAGAGAAUAUGCAGCAGAUAUAGGUUUUAAGAAGCUGGACUAAGUCUGUUUUAAAUUAACAUCAAAUGACUUCUAAUAAUUGUAAAAUAACGUGUAAGAACUUUGUGUUUUUUUAAAUAAAAACUGCUGUAUCUAAUA
Agrilus planipennis (emerald ash borer) is the source of this 367-nucleotide messenger RNA. RefSeq names its product 40S ribosomal protein S29 (gene RpS29). Gene Ontology annotation, biological process: translation. The transcript has 3 exons. Gene Ontology annotation, cellular component: ribosome; cytosolic small ribosomal subunit. Gene Ontology annotation, molecular function: structural constituent of ribosome; zinc ion binding. The coding region runs from base 102 to 272 and encodes 56 amino acids. The record is from RefSeq and is a predicted model, not a curated record. Lineage: Eukaryota; Metazoa; Arthropoda; Insecta; Coleoptera; Buprestidae.